Messenger RNA from Penicillium chermesinum, 1824 nucleotides. Its product is annotated as CNOT2/3/5 family protein. The record is from RefSeq and is a predicted model, not a curated record. NCBI's taxonomy places the organism in Eukaryota, Fungi, Ascomycota, Eurotiomycetes, Eurotiales, Aspergillaceae. Gene Ontology annotation, cellular component: CCR4-NOT core complex; P-body; nucleus. Bases 1 to 1824 code for a protein of 607 amino acids. Gene Ontology annotation, biological process: regulation of DNA-templated transcription; nuclear-transcribed mRNA poly(A) tail shortening. The transcript is spliced from 3 exons.
AUGGCGUCUCGAAAAACGCAGCAAGAAAUUGACAAAACCUUUAAGAAGGUCGCCGAAGGGAUACAGACAUUUGAAGGCAUCUAUGAGAAGAUCCGAACCGCUUCAAAUACUACCCAGCGCGAUAAGCUUGAGGAGAACUUGAAGCGUGAGAUCAAGAAGCUCCAAAGGUUCCGUGACCAGAUCAAGACAUGGGCCUCGGGCAAUGAAGUCAAGGACAAGGCGCCGCUGCUGGAGCAGCGGAAAGCCAUUGAGCAGUGCAUGGAGCAGUUCAAGGCCGUCGAGAAGGAAAUGAAGACCAAAGCAUACUCCAAGGAAGGCCUCUCUGCUGCGUCACGGCUUGACCCGAAAGAGAAAGAGAAGGUAGAAGCUUGUGAUUUCUUAUCGUCCAUGGUAGACGAACUUCAACAGAAGAUCGAGGCGAUGGAAGCAGAGGAAGAAAUUCUUCACGCGCAAAUGAAGAAGGGAAAGAAGGAUACCAGCAAGGCAAAUCGUAUGGCUGAUAUUUCGCGAGUAACGGAGCGACAUAAAUGGCACGUCAAUAAGCUGGAGUUCCUCCUUCGAUCAUUACAAAAUGGCAAUCUGGAGGUGAACGCUGUCGUCGAUCUCAAAGAGAGCAUCACCUACUACGUGGAGGAAGGCGGUAGCGCCGACUACAAUGGAGAAGACGAAACCCUCUAUGAUGACUUGAAUAUCGGUGAAGAUGUCGAAGCCCAAUUCGGCAUGGGUGGCGCCGACGACCCAAGCUCAUCACAAGAUGCCCAAUCAAUGCCGGAUGAUGAGCCAGAACCGAAAUCGAAACCCAAGGCCGAACCGACGCCGGCCACAAGAAGGCCAUCCGCACAGAUGAAGUCUCCCCUGCCCGUCCUCGCCACCCUCCACCCAUCUGCCUCGUCCAAUGCUACUCCUGGCAUGAAACCUGCCCCAUUGCCCACCCGACUUCCAGGAGAGACCCUCAAAUACGCAUCAGCUGCCGCUGCAGCCGCUGCAAGUGACAAGAAUGGUGUUGGAAUUGCCCCCUUACCCCCGCCACCAGGCGCCAGUCCGGCAUUCUCAAAUGCAUUCCCGGUCUCUAAAGCAUCUUCGACAGCUUCGCCGAGUGUUUCAUCAGUACAACCGGUCACUAAAACGCCUCUAUCCGCGGCAGCCUCCUCGGAAGAUCAUGUGAAUGCAAGCCGAUCAAAAACCCCCGGUGGUACUAGGAUAGCGGGCACCUCGUCACCCGCUCCAGUACCGAAGCCCGAACCUUCGAAAGAACCGGGGAUGAAUGGCAAGGCCACAAAGGGAGACGAAGAGGAUUCCGAAGAGUCGAUAUUCCAUCUGCCUCCAAGCUUACAAGAUCUGGUUCAAUCAUUCGAGGUCACCAAGCAAAGGUCAACCACCAGUGGAUCAUCGCCAUCUGUCCAGCGCCUCCUGGCCACAUCUCUCACCACCUGUCCGGAACCUGGGGAUGCAGAGAAGCCCCGUCAGUACAGAGCUCAGAACCCAUACAACACUCCUCUCUACUAUCCGCAGGAUCCUCUCUCUAUCUUUGAUGAUCCUAGGCUGUACGAUACCGGUCGAAUCGACACUGACACUCUCUUCUACCUCUUCUACUACCGACAAGGCUCCUAUCAGCAAUAUCUGGCUGCAAAGGCCCUCAAGAACCAGAGCUGGCGCUUCCACAAGCAAUACCAGACCUGGUUCCAACGGCAUGAGGAGCCCAAGAACAUCACCGAGGAGUUUGAGCAAGGCACCUACCGGUUUUUCGACUAUGAAAGCACAUGGAUGAAUCGACGCAAGGCGGAUUUCAAGUUCGUGUACAAAUACCUCGAGGAUGAGUUAUAA